This is a messenger RNA of Rana temporaria (common frog), 3708 nucleotides long. RefSeq names its product solute carrier family 30 member 9 (gene SLC30A9). Gene Ontology annotation, biological process: transmembrane transport; zinc ion transport; positive regulation of transcription by RNA polymerase II. The record is from RefSeq and is a predicted model, not a curated record. Lineage: Eukaryota; Metazoa; Chordata; Amphibia; Anura; Ranidae. The transcript has 18 exons. Gene Ontology annotation, molecular function: monoatomic cation transmembrane transporter activity. Gene Ontology annotation, cellular component: nucleus; membrane. Bases 153 to 1880 code for a protein of 575 amino acids.
ACAUGGAAAGCUGCGGCUAAUCUCUGUGAAGAUGUCUGCCGCACUGGAGACAAAGCUGUAAAUUGUGUUUGUCCUCUAGUGUGCGGGGCUGCAGACAGGUACACAGACAUCCGUAUGAGCGGACUUAUCAGCCGGCAGAGAUCAGCGGACAGAUGGCGGGGGUGUCUGCCCAGAGCCGGGGCUGGUCCUCACUCUGCAGGCUCUACCUCCGGCUUCAUGCGGUCAGAGCGAGCCCCGGGACGGUCUGCCAUGGGUGGCAGAACACUCUGAAGAGCAGAGGAGUCCUAUGCUUAAUGCCAUCUAGCCGACUGCCAGUACAAGCACAGAUCAGACUUUAUACUUCUGAUGAUCAGAAGGAAACCAACAGACCAACAGAACCCGGUGCCUCAAGUUCCACAGAUAAAUCCACAGCAGGUACACCAGGGCAGGAUCCCAGCAAACCAGAACAGAAGGGCGUGCUACCUCCCGAUCCUAUUCAAGUCAAAGUUAAGGCGGUUCUUAAAAAGAGAGAUUAUGGAACAAUAUACAUGAAGAAUAACUUCAUCACGGGAGUACGAGCAAUGAAUGAAUUCUGCCUUAAACCCAGUGACCUGGAACCACUGCGGAAGAUUAGACGGAGAAGUCCCCAUGAUGACACAGAAUCUUUUACUGUGUUCCUAAGGUCGGAUGUAGAGACCAAGGCGGUGGAAGUUUGGGGGAGUCCUGAAGCCAUUUUUAGGGAAAGAAAAUUGAGAAAAGAAGAAGAGAUUGCAUACAAAGAAAGUGAGUUGCUUAUCUCCAAUGAUAUGUUUAAGAAUCAGAAAUUAUUAAAAGAAUACAAGGAAUUUCUAGGAACUACAAAGCCUCGUUUAAGCACAUCCUCCAUUUUUCUCAAGGGCCCUGGAAAAGUCGUUAUGGUUGCAAUAUGCAUAAAUGGACUCAACUUUUUCUUUAAACUUUUGGCCUGGGUGUAUACGGGCUCUUCUAGCAUGUUUUCCGAAGCUAUCCACUCCUUAGCUGAUACAUGUAACCAGGCACUGUUGGCACUGGGAAUAGCACAGUCUGUGCGGACACCAGAUCCUGGACACCCGUAUGGCUUUACGAACAUGCGGUAUAUUGCUUCCUUGAUCAGUGGUGUAGGCAUUUUUAUGAUGGGUUCUGGAUUAUCAUGGUACCAUGGUAUCAUGGGUUUAAUGCAUCCUCAGCCAAUAGAAUCGUUUCUAUGGGCAUAUUGUAUACUUGCAGGAUCAUUAGUUUCUGAAGGAGCUACGCUCCUUGUUGCUGUUAAUGAAAUUAGGAAAAGUGCAAGGGCAAAGGGAUUGUCCUUUUACGAGUAUGUGAUUCAGGCUCGGGACCCAAGCACCAAUGUAGUCCUGAUGGAAGAUGCUGCUGCAGUUUUGGGGGUUCUAAUGGCUGCCUCCUGUAUGGGGUUGACGUCACUAACUGGGAACCCAUUAUAUGACAGUCUGGGCUCCUUGGGAGUUGGCACGCUGUUGGGAGCAGUAUCUGCUUUCCUUAUCUACACCAAUACAGAGGCCCUUAUAGGUCGAUCGAUACAGCCGGAACAAGUGCAACGUCUCAUUGAACUGCUAGAGAGCGAUCCUGCUGUAAGGGCUAUUCAUGAUGUAAAAGCUACAGAUAUGGGAAUGAGUAAAGUACGGUUUAAAGCAGAAGUGGAUUUCGAUGGACGGGUUGUAACCAGAUUAUAUUUGGAAAAGCAAGAUAUUGACCAAGUGCUUCAGGAAAUUAGUCAGGUGAAGACCACAGAAGAUUUAGAGGCUUUCAUGCUUAAACACGGGGAGAACAUUAUUGACACGUUGGGGGCUGAAGUAGACAGACUUGAAAAGGAUUUAAAGCAAUGCAAUCCCGAGGUUCGGCAUGUUGACUUGGAAAUUUUAUAGAAGCGGAAGAAUUUUCUAUUCAUAAAAUUCAUGAAGGGAGGAAAGAGGAGACUGUAGAAGAAGCUUCAUUUCAUUUUCCAGCGUGCAUGCUCCAUGACUAAAUUGUAAAUGAGUGCGAAUCGCCCUACAAUGCAAAUGCUCUGCAUAUGAAGUCAUGUUUACAAGAGCAUCUUAGAGUCUGUUGUUGUCAAAUUAUCUGCAAUCACUUUUUUGUGGAGAACAAAAAAAAAAUCAAAAGCAAAGCUAACGUUAUUUAUUUGUACAACUGCCUCACAGAAGGAAAUCGCAUUGUUUUAUUUCAUUCCAUCUACAUGCGUGACAUUGACCUUGGUUGCUGGGUUUUCUUCAGCUCUUACUUACUGGGCAGCCCAAGAUAAGGAAUCAACCAUUAACACUCCUGCCAUUCCUCCUUCCUAUUUUAUGCUCAUUGUAUAUAGAACAAAGAUUGUGAUGCUUUUAUUUUUUACUGGAAGUGAUUGGAAAGUUCUUUUUCAAGAAUCGUUAGUUGUUUUUUUUUUUUUAAUGCUACCAAGCAGUUGUCUGGUUCCCAGGACUCAUCCAAUUAAUGUUUUUUUUUGCUGUACACUACACAGGUGACUAUGUAGGUCUCUCCUUUAUAAAGCCCAUAAAACGUUAACCACAACGUUUUUUUUCUUUCUCUUAGUUAAUGUUUUAAUUUAUAAUCAUACAUAUGUAUUACAAGAGAGACUACAGCGUAGUGGAAUAAACUAUAGGAUUCAUAAAUAAGAAAUAUUCACAUUUCAGAAGUAUCUUCUAAACCGAGAUUAGCAAACUGAUGUGAGGUUUAUGAGAGAUGUGACAAAACAGAAUGGAUCUGAUGCUCUGGAAGAAUCGGCAGUUGGACAGCUAGCCUGCAAACAUGAAUAUGGCGAUUAACCCACUUCAGCACAUCAGGCAAAUUGGCAGAGACAUCUGAUCCACAGUGACCUAUAGAUCAUUUGACUGAUAUAUAAUUCUGAGUAAAAUAUUUGCCCCUAAAAAAAAAAUGUUCUAAACAAGCUUGUUUUCUGACACCCGGUAGUGGUGGGGAGCCUUUUCCACCGGCAGAAUACAAUGAUCACUGACGGCAGUUAUUGUGUAGAAAAAGCCCAAAAGGUUAGUUCAAAUUUUGGUCCGUCUUUGGGCAGUUUAAGCUCCCUCAAGUAGACCAUUUAGGCUACCAAAGGCUGAUAAUAUUGUUAGUGGAGGUGCACCGAAAUUUCAGGUGCCAAAAAACUGUGUUUCCAUUCAUUCCGCGGAAUGAAAAAAACAGCCGAUAUCGAAAGGGGGCGUGGUCUGCCCAGGUGCCGCCCCUCCCUCCUCUUCUCAUCGCUAUCUCAGUGUUUCACGGAGCUGAAUUACCCAGCCGCAGCAACAGUGUUUCGCCUUCUGUGAUAGACGGCACACCGAUCCAAUGGUGGGACAUUGAAUCAGCGUGACGUGAUUACGGGACACUGUUAGUGUGGCUGGGCAAUUCAAAUACAGCUCUGUGAAACACGAAGCUCGCUGUUGAUGCGGGCACUGGUGGGGCUGCAUAUGGAUGGGCACAGAAGAGGCUGCAUUGAUAUCAUGUCUGCAGUCUCUGACCAUCUCCUGUACUAUGUCUGCUAGAGGUACAUUGAAUGAAAUGUUGCAUAUACUAUUAGCAGUGUGUUUAAGUUUAGGCAAGAGAUUGCAGACAUGAUACAGGAGAUGGUUAGAGACUGCCGACCUGCAUUUUUCUUGACCUUUUAUUGCACUAAAGGUGCUAAUAAUGGCCAACAAUAAAUUCAUAAUAAUUUAAAUUGAUGAUAUUAAUUAAAAACUUGUAUAUAAUACAAAUGUAUAA